Coccomyxa subellipsoidea C-169 is the source of this 964-nucleotide messenger RNA. RefSeq lists its product as hypothetical. Bases 538 to 768 code for a protein of 76 amino acids. The record is from RefSeq and is a predicted model, not a curated record. The transcript is spliced from 2 exons. Lineage: Eukaryota; Viridiplantae; Chlorophyta; Trebouxiophyceae; Coccomyxaceae.
GAGAGAGAGAGAGAGAGAGAUUACACUUUUUCCAGCCACACAGGGCUGAUUAAGCGUCCCACAUAUCUCAAACCAUCAGUAGCACACACGUCAUGAAUACUCGAAAAUAUGCAUCCCAGCACGCAGACAAGUAUCAACUGCCAAAAAGGACUGCAAGGCUGCUUGUGGAUGUAUGUCGGUCCAAAUCAGCGACAAGUCAAGGGCAGGACAUGGACGCAAAUCACAGGCCAAACAGAUUGUGCGUGCUGCGGGCACACCUGGACUGGCAGGUGUUCAAGGAGCUGCAAUCAGGUGAAAACUGCAGGAGGUUAGACUGAGAUCUCCUCAAAAGCCCCAAUACAGCUUGUACGCGCUUUGUCCUAGGUUUGGACCAGGACCCAGAACAUCCUGCCUGGGUUUGGCAGGGCACACACAAGAACGCAACACUGCAAAAUCUGCUUGUUCUGUAAAAGGUCUCAUGGCCAUUUCUAUUAUUGCGGUCGAUUCUUCGCGUCAGACAAUGAUGCAAAUAGCCGUCGCAUCCUUCUUUUACUGGUAAUGGCGGCUGGCGGCUGUUGCCUCUUCCGCCCCAACCAAAGCUUGGCCGUCCUAGAUAUUUUUACUACUGCGUCAUUAAGAUCAAUUUAUUGUUAUGCUUUCCAGCCGCUAUCGCCUGGCCUCUGUCUGCUCCACUUUUGUAUACCCACAUUGUUGCUGUCAGGGCCGCCUCUGUUGAAGCGUCGCUUUGUGCCCGGCGAUUAUGUCGUUAAAUUACAUCCUUUUCAUUGAAACCUGUGAUGUUGCCUGGCUGCUGAAGCCCGACCCAGUUGAUCAGUGGUUUAUGGUGAUGCCGUUAACUGUAACGGGCCGCCUCUAUCGAAGCACCUUGCCCAGCCAUUAUAUAUGUUGCCAUGAUUGUCGAGGAGCCGGAUCCCGAAGGACCCAGGCCCCACCGGAUCACAAAGAUGUCCUUGGACAGGGAAGG